Messenger RNA from Pistacia vera, 1001 nucleotides. RefSeq names its product calmodulin-like protein 7. Bases 176 to 823 code for a protein of 215 amino acids. Gene Ontology annotation, molecular function: calcium ion binding. Lineage: Eukaryota; Viridiplantae; Streptophyta; Magnoliopsida; Sapindales; Anacardiaceae. The transcript has a single exon. The record is from RefSeq and is a predicted model, not a curated record.
CUUCCUCUGCAAAUACCAAAUACGCGUAAACCCAAAGACUCGGACACUCGGUGCUUCUAUAUUAAGCUUCCCAAUUUACUCUCCAACAUUUUCUCAGUGCCAUCCAUUCUCACUCAUUCAAAUUCCUUUUCUAAUUUUGCUCCUUUCUUCUCUACUUCUUCUUUCACAUCCCCAAAUGUCAUCUUUUCUCUUAAGACUCUUCCUUCUUCACAAUCUUUUCAACUCUUUUCUCCUCUUGUUAAUCCCCAAAAAGCUCCGAUCUUUCCUCCCCACUUCCUGGUGCCCUACGCUGCCACAGCCAACGCCACCCUCUGCCAUUGUUUCCCCUCAAAAACCUCCACAAACUUUCAUUUCCUUGAAAAAAAUGGACCCAGCUGGGGUUGAUCGCGUUUUUCAGAUGUUUGAUCGCAAUGGGGACGGGAGGAUUUCGAAGCAAGAGCUGAGUGUCUCGUUGGAGAAUAUCGGAAUCUUCAUCCCCGACGCCGAGUUGGCUCAGAUGAUUGAACGGAUCGACGUGAACGGAGAUGGGUGCGUCGACAUCGACGAGUUCGGGGCGCUGUACAAGUCUUUGAUGGUCGAGAGAGAGGAGGAGGAUGAAAACGACAUGCGAGAGGCGUUCAAUGUGUUUGAUCAAAAUGGUGAUGGGUUCAUCACGUUCGAUGAGUUGAAGCAGGUGUUGGGGUCGUUGGGGCUUAAGCAAGGGCGCACCGCAGAGGAUUGCAAGCAGAUGAUCAUGAAGGUUGACGUGGACGGUGAUGGGAUGGUUGAUUAUAAGGAGUUUAGGCAGAUGAUGAAGGGUGGAGGAUUUAGUGCUUUGGGUUGAUUUUUUAUUUUGUUUUAAUUUCUUUGUUUCUUUGGAAUGAGUUAGUGGAGUUCUUUGUGUUGAGUCAAUCAGAGGGUGUACAUAUUUUGGUGGAAUUUUGUGAUUGGGGAUCGACGAUCAACAAGAAGACACGUGGAUGAUGCAUGUCAUAUAUAUAUUUUUUUAUUUUCGGUCGAGA